AUGAAAAAUAGACAUUUGUCUCCCAUUUGCGCUCAAUGUCCAGAAAUGGUGCGCAUCGUCGCCGAUGGUGAGUAUGAGCCAUGGUAUAGUCGACGAGCUUGUCCAGUGUUUUGUUACCCAUGCGUGCCCGCCUAUAUGGGAAUUUGGAAAGCCAGAAAAUGCGUACUUAUUCUUGGUGCAAUUCUGUUCUUCCUCGGUGUUAUGAUACUCCUGGCCAUGUUGCUCACCUGCAUCGCUGUGGAAUGCUCUGUUGCCAGUGCACUAAUACCGCUUGCGCUAAUUCUCUUAAUCGUUGGAAUAUUGCUCUUUCAUUGCGGAUGGGCAGCACAUUUACUGGACGAUAGUGGACAAAUUCCGAUCAGAAAAACUGUAACCACAACGACGACCACAUACGAGGAUCCAGAAAGUGAUCUAGCUGAACAACGACUGUUUGAGUCGGCUUACAGAGAGCCUAUCCCGGAGGUUAAGCAAGGUUACUGGCAAUUUGAUGAAAGGGAAUCCUGGCAAGCCGUGGCGAAUCCUUAUCCGAUACAGCACACGCUCAAACACUGCCUGGAAAGACAGCCCUAUUGAGGGUUGGAAUUUGCAUGUAUCAAAAGACGAACUCACACUAUUUGCAGUAGUUUGGACGCAAAGUGCUAUUUUUCCCAUUAUUUUGUUCUUAUUUGUCCAAUCGAUGAUUCUCGUGUUUGGUGCCAAGCAGAAUUGUGUAUAACUUCGGCGAUAUUGUCUAAUACAUCGGCUACAAAUUCCAUGCCUAUCCCUCUUGACGGU
Molecule: messenger RNA, 774 nt
Organism: Cylicocyclus nassatus
Lineage: Eukaryota; Metazoa; Nematoda; Chromadorea; Rhabditida; Strongylidae
Source: the annotation of a GenBank genome assembly